GUUUGCUUCCUAAUUUCAUAAUUGACAAAGCUGAGACGGUGAAACCUGACUGUUGAAGGGUGCAAGGUGUGAACCUGCUCAAGCAGGUACAACUGACAGGUGCUUGCAAAGAUGUCUAAAACUAACAAAUCAAAAUCUGGAUCCCGUUCUUCUCGUUCGAGGUCUGGAUCAAGAUCGCGUUCACGCUCCUUCUCCAAGUCUCGCUCCCGUUCUCGUUCUGUCUCACGGUCGAGAAAACGCAGACUUAGUUCUAGGUCCCGUUCAAGAUCAUAUUCUCCAUCUCAUAACAGAGAAAGGAACCAUCCGAGAGUCUAUCAGAACCGGGAUUUCAGAGGUCAUAAUAGAGGAUACAGGAGACCGUAUUAUUUUCGUGGCCGAAAUCGAGGGUUUUAUCCAUGGGGCCAGUAUAACCGAGGAGGAUAUGGGAAUUACAGGUCAAACUGGCAAAAUUAUCGCCAAGCGUAUAGCCCUCGUAGAGGGAGGUCACGCUCUCGUUCACCCAAGAGAAGAUCUCCUUCACCAAGGUCUAGAAGUCAUUCUAGAAAUUCUGAUAAGUCAUCUUCUGAUCGGUCAAGGAGGUCUUCCUCUUCCCGAUCUUCCUCAAAUCACAGCCGAGUUGAGUCUUCUAAGCGUAAAUCUGGAAAGGAGAAAAAGUCAUCUUCCAAGGAUGCCCGGGCAUCUCAGGCUGCAGGAGAUAAUCAAGGUGAUGAGUCUAAGGAGCAGCCAUUUUCAGGAGCAGUGGCUCAAGACGUCAAGGCAUCUGAGGGAUCAAAACCAUGGCAAGAUAUGACCACCUAUGGUACAAGUUCAACGUCAAGAGCUUCUGUGUCUGAACUUAGCCCAAGGGAACGCAGUCCUGCGUUAAAAAGCCCUCUCCAGUCGGUUGUGGUGAGGCGUCGUUCUCCUCGGCCAAGUCCAUUGCAAAAGUCGAGCCCUCCGCUGUCCAGCCCAUCACAGAUGAGCUCUGCUUUACAAAGCAGCAGCACCUCCUUUCAGGCAGGCUCUCAUCAGAGUCCAUUUGACCAUGGCUCGGCAGGUUUGAGCCCAACAAGGAAGAGCCCUGUGUGCAAAAGUCCAACACCAAUCAGUUCGAUUUACAGUACAUCUCAGAAGGAGGAAACCACAGCUCCUGGAGGAGGAGCCUUCUCAAAAAGGUAUCUGGAAGAGCAGAAGACUGAGAAUGGGAAAGACAAAGAACAGAAAGUAACAAAUGUUGAAAAAGAAAAAACUAAAGAAAAAGGGAAUUUCUCUGAGUUGGGAUCAACAGAUGGAAAGGCAAAAUCUGAAACCUAUGCAUCCAAAGCCGACUCCGAGAAGGGAUACCGUGGCAGCCAGUCGCCCAAGCGCUACAAGUUCCGGGACGACUUUGACAAGCUAAAGGUCCCGGAGUUCCAUAAGGAAGGUCAUUAUGGCAAAGAGGAAACAGACGAGCAGGAAAAGAAAGACAAGGCAAAGGGCCGAAAAGAUUCGGAAUUUGAUGAUGAGCCCAAAUUUAUGCCUAAAGUCGUAGCAACUUCAAGUAAAAGUCAAGAAGAGGAUAGGCCAGGAAAAUGGGAAGGUGUGGUGUUCUUGCCACCUGGAAAAGAGAAGCAAAGGAAACCUGAUGAAAUGGAGGAGGAAAGCUAUUCUGAAAGAGCAAAAAAAGAAGAGAGACCAGCAUCCAAGAGAGCUGAACCAGGUCACAGGGGGUUUGUUCCUGAAAAGAAUUUCAGAGUGACCACUUACAAAUCAAGCCAGGAAAAAAGUUCUUCCCCCCCACCAAGGAAGGCUUCUGAGGUAAAGGAGAAACCAGGCACCAAAGUAGAGGGGCUAGCUCCUGGCAAAUCCUCUUUUUCCAUUACACGGGAGGCCCAGGUCAAUAUUCGAAUGGAUUCCUUUGAUGAAGAUCUUGCACGUCCAAGUGGCAUAUUGGCUCAGGAACGCAAGCUGUCUCGUGACCUUGUGCACAGCAACAAAAAAGAGCAAGAAUUUCGUUCGAUUUUCCAUCAUAUUCAGUCUGCUCAGUCUCAGCGAAGUCCUUCUGAACUGUUUGCUCAACAUAUAGUGACUAUAGUCCAUCAUGUAAGAGAGCAUCACUUUGGGUCUUCAGGAAUGACACUGAAUGAACGCUUUACCAAAUAUCUAAAGAAAGGAAUGGAACAAGAUGCAGCUAAAAACAAAAAGAGCCCUGAAAUCCACAGGAGGAUAGAUAUAUCUCCCAGUACUUUUAGAAAACAUGGAUUCUCUCAAGAGGAAACGAAAAGUUCCAGAGAUCCUGGCUUCAAGGCUGAAGGGAAAUAUAAGGACGACCCUGUUGACCUGCGCCUUGAUAUUGAACGCCGUAAAAAACAUAAGGAAAGAGAUCUUAAACGCGAUAAAUCCAGAGAAUCGGUGGACUCGAGAGAUUCAAGUCACUCAAGGGAAAGAUCAACUGAGAAAACGGAGAAAAGUCACAAAGGCUCAAAGAAAAAGAAACACCGAAGGGUGCGUGAGAGAUCCAGGUCCAGUUCGUCAUCUUCGCGGUCCUCUCAUUCAGUCAAAGCGGAGGAAUAUCCCGAGGAGACUGAGGAGAGGGAGGAAAGCACCACCGGCUUUGACAAAUCCCGACUUGGGACUAAAGAAUUCACUGGCCCAAAUGAGAGGGGAAGAGCUAGAGGGACCUUUCAGUUCAGAGCAAGAGGGAGAGGAUGGGGCAGAGGCAACUUUUCAGGCAACAAUAACAGCAACAGCGGUGGCAACAACGACUUCCAGAAGCGAAACAGAGAUGAGGAGUGGGAUCCAGAGUACACACCUAAGAGCAAGAAGUACUACUUGCACGACGACCGGGAGGGCGAAGGUGCGGACAAGUGGGUGAACAGAGGCCGUGGUCGGGGUGCUUUCCCCCGAGGAAGAGGUCGCUUCAUGUUCCGAAAGUCAAGCACCAGCCCCAAGUGGGCUCAUGACAAAUUCAGUGGAGAAGAAGGAGAAAUCGAAGAUGACGAAAGCGGAACAGAAAACAGAGAGGAAAAGGACACCUUACAGACGACAGCUGAAUAG
Molecule: messenger RNA, 3015 nt
Organism: Nipponia nippon (crested ibis)
Lineage: Eukaryota; Metazoa; Chordata; Aves; Pelecaniformes; Threskiornithidae
Source: RefSeq, a predicted model, not a curated record